Molecule: messenger RNA, 733 nt
Organism: Helicoverpa armigera (cotton bollworm)
Lineage: Eukaryota; Metazoa; Arthropoda; Insecta; Lepidoptera; Noctuidae
Gene: CPR45
Product: endocuticle structural glycoprotein ABD-4
Exons: 4
Coding region: 32-565 (177 amino acids)
Cellular component (GO): chitin-based extracellular matrix
Molecular function (GO): structural constituent of chitin-based larval cuticle
Source: RefSeq, a predicted model, not a curated record
UUUCGGUAUAAAAGCCGGGGGUGAAUCCAAAAUGCAUCAUUACAUUGCUUUUGUAUUACACGCAUUCAUCUUGCAACUGUUUUGUACUUGGAUCAUCAUGAAGUUUGUUAUUGUACUCGCCUGCCUGGUGAGCGCAGCCUACGCUGACGUCAGCAGCUUCCAGGCGUUUCAGCAGCAGCCGUUGUACCAACAGCAGCAGCAACAGCCGCAGUACACCACGGAACCUAUCCCUAUCAUACGGCAAGAACAAGUGCAGAACCCUGAUGGAUCUUAUAAGUGGAGCUACGAGACUGGCAACGGCAUAUCAGCUGAAGAACAGGGGUACGUGAAGAACCAAGGCAUCCCGGAACAAGAGGCUCAGGUUGCUCAGGGACAGUACCAGUACACAGCUCCUGAUGGACAGGUGAUUCAACUGCAGUACUUAGCCGACGAGAACGGCUUCCAGCCCCAAGGAGCUCACAUCCCCACUCCGCCGCCAGUCCCCAGAGAGAUCCAGAGCGCUCUAGAUUACCUCGCCACUUUACCCCCACAAAACCCCGAUAAUAGAGAAUAUGCCAGAAACUAGACAAGAUUUGUGUACCAAAUAGGAUUUUACCCAAUUGCAAAAUAGCCAUAGGUAGGUUACUUGGGCACUCUUGUGAUACCACAUCAUAAACGAAAAAUACAAAAAAAAAAGUUUUAAGAUAGUUAUAUUUUUGUACAUUUUACAUAAUAUAUUAUGGUUUUAUGUUAA